AGAUCCUCACUUGUGUCUUGUGAGAUUUCAGUGAAGUCCCAUGAGCUCACAGUAAUGCAAAGGGUAAACUUAGCACUGAGGAAUCUGAUUGGCUGAUGUGAUUUUUCUUUUUUUACCAUGCAGAUGUCAAUAAAAAGAAUUGCUCUGAAUAACAAAUAAUUUCUCUGAUGGACUGAAGACAUUUUGAGAAUUUCAGGAUGAGCUUACAAGAAUUUUAUCAAAAGACCAAGGAAUCGCUUUUAAUUGAGAUUCGCAGGUCGCAUGUCCUGACCUUGCAUACAAUCAAAAAAUCAGCUGAUUCGAUCAUAAAAAGGCCAUACUACAGAUAUCUCCAAAAGGUGCAAACCGGCACUUAUGAUGACAUGUUUUCACAUUUUAAAUCAUUUGAAAGAGCAAAUGAAAUGGUAGACCAUGAAAAUGGAAAAAUUAAAGAACACGGAAAAGGUGCAUUUUCAGAUUUUAAAACUCACAAUGCAAACAGUGAAAAUUGUGAUGUUGAAGAAUUCAAAGCUUCAGAAAAAAUAAAAAAACUCCAACUUUGGUCAAUACUUUCUGUAAAAGGCACAAGUACCAAGGGCUAUUCUGAAAUCUGCUACAACUAUUUAUUUCGAAAAUGUCAAGAUGGCGAACCCCACUCUUCAGGAGACUCAACGGGAAUCAAUGAAAAAUGGAAUAAACAAAACACAGGAAACGCAAAUAAAAAAUACUCAGCUGAAGAGAGUGCGGACUACAGAUCAUGCAAAGAAUUUAAGAAAAGCUCAAGCACUGAUUUGUUUCAGCAAAAAAAGACACAUGGGACAAAAUUCAAAUGGAUAUUUUUGUAUCUCCAUUUUCUACUUAGCGCCCCUUUAUCCACUUGUGGUUAUCACAGCCUGAGCUAUUACCACUCUGGAGUGUCAGAGCGCACCCCAGGUCUACCACAAUUUCUAGCAGUUGGGUAUAUGGAUGACGAACAGAUAGACAGUUACAACAGUGAUACAAGGGAGCUCAUACCUGUGACUAAGUGGAUAAAAAAUAAUACAGAUGUUUCUUAUUGGAAAAGACAAAUGACUUAUCGCAGAGGAUGGGAAGAGGUGUUCAAAGAAGAUUUGAUGAUCCUAAAUGGUCGCUUCAAUAAAACUGAAGGCCUCCACACAUUUCAGCUGAUGUAUGGCUGUGGGCUGGAUGACGAUGGAAAUACAGAGGGGCAUUACCAGUACGGUUAUGACGGUGGCAAUUUUAUUGAUCUGGAUCUGGAUAAACUGUUGUGGGUGCCUUACACACAUGAGGCUGAAAUAAGCACUCAGAGAUGGAACAGGGAACAGCAUGUCGCCAACAGAGUCCAUAGCUAUCUCAAAAAUGGAUGUAUUAAAGCUCUAAAGAACUAUAUCAGUCUUGCUGGGGAAAAGAGGAAAGUUGUCCCUCAAGUGAAGGUUUCCAGUCACCAAUCAGACACUGUGACAAAGCUUCACUGCCGGGUGCAUGGGUUUUACCCUAAAGCUGUGGAUAUCAAGUGGGUGAAGAACGGAGAAAUUGAAUUAAUUCCAGAGGAAGCAGCACAGGUCCUCCCCAACCCUGAUGGGACCUAUCAGCUCAGGGUCACUGUGGAGGUGAUACCUAAGGAUGGGGACAGUUUCUCCUGUCAUGUGGAUCACAGCAGCCUGAAGGAGCCACUUACUGUGCUUUGGGAACCCAAGAGAGAUUUCCAAACCCAUCUGUACAUCAUUAUUGCUGUUGGUUUAUUGAUGAUUGCUUGUGCUGGUUCUAUAUUAUACAUUUUACACAGGAACAAAAAUAUUCUCUAUACUGGCAAAGAAUGGUCUCCUUAUAAAAGAAAAAAAAGAAAUCUUUAUACCAGCAAAAAGUUGUCUCACUAUAAAAGUCCACAAACCAUACCCAGAGGUGCAGGGUGACGGAAACCUAAGUGCUUUAGUGGAAAGUCAUAUCUCUUUCCGUGCACACUGUUUAUAGUACAUACAGGAAAAUGGGAAAUCACAGAACAGCUUGAUGAUCUACUGGACAGCAGAAUUGCUGAUAGAUCUAGAUCUAUUAUUAUCUAGAGGAAAUGAUUAUGAGUGAAUGGAAUUUUUUAAAUCAGAAUUAAAAAAUAUAUAUAUAUAUAUUUUUUUUACUGCUUGUCAACGUUAUAGCAUUUGAGUGUUAAUUCUGCACCAUCAACUGUGAUAUUAUAAAUUAAAGGGGCAAUAAAGUCAAAAUUAAACUUU
This is a messenger RNA of Bombina bombina (fire-bellied toad), 2204 nucleotides long. RefSeq names its product major histocompatibility complex class I-related gene protein. Gene Ontology annotation, cellular component: external side of plasma membrane. The record is from RefSeq and is a predicted model, not a curated record. Lineage: Eukaryota; Metazoa; Chordata; Amphibia; Anura; Bombinatoridae. Gene Ontology annotation, biological process: immune response. The transcript has 16 exons. Bases 198 to 1892 code for a protein of 564 amino acids.